UUUUUCCGUUACGGAGCAUACCGGCUAGAGAGUAUUAAAAUGUCCGGACGCGGGAAGCAGGGCGGCAAGGCGCGCGCCAAGGCCAAGACGCGCUCGUCGCGGGCGGGUCUGCAGUUCCCGGUGGGCCGCGUGCACCGCCUGCUCCGCAAGGGCAACUACUCGGAGCGGGUCGGGGCCGGCGCGCCCGUGUACCUGGCGGCCGUGCUCGAGUACCUGACGGCCGAGAUCCUGGAGCUGGCGGGCAACGCGGCGCGCGACAACAAGAAGACGCGCAUCAUCCCGCGCCACCUGCAGCUGGCCAUCCGCAACGACGAGGAGCUCAACAAGCUGCUGGGCCGCGUCACCAUCGCGCAGGGCGGCGUGCUGCCCAACAUCCAGGCCGUGCUGCUGCCCAAGAAGACCGAGAGCCACCAUAAGGCCAAGAGCAAGUAAGACGGCGCGCAAGUCGACCGGCGGCAAGGCCCCGCGCAAGCAGCUGGCCACCAAGGCGGCCCGCAAGAGCGCGCCGGCCACGGGCGGCGUGAAGAAGCCGCACCGCUACCGGCCCGGCACGGUGGCCCUGCGCGAGAUCCGGCGCUACCAGAA
Mustela lutreola (European mink) is the source of this 585-nucleotide messenger RNA. Its product is annotated as histone H2A type 1-H-like. The coding region runs from base 40 to 432 and encodes 130 amino acids. The record is from RefSeq and is a predicted model, not a curated record. Gene Ontology annotation, molecular function: structural constituent of chromatin; protein heterodimerization activity; DNA binding. Lineage: Eukaryota; Metazoa; Chordata; Mammalia; Carnivora; Mustelidae. The transcript has 2 exons. Gene Ontology annotation, cellular component: nucleosome.